GUGUGUAGUACCAAUGUACCAUAGAAUAAUGUUCUAUGCUAAAUAAUGUUCCGUCUAUUUCUUUAAGUCUAUGGUGAUAUCACGAUGUACUAUGUAGAGUAGAUCAGCUUCUCUACAUCGUGGGUGAUAUCAUAGAUAAUAUAAUCUAUAUAUUAUCUAUGGGUGAUAAGCAAUAGGCAACAGUCGAAUGACGAAACUUGCAAGAGAUACCUGAUAACGAAUAUUGACAUUACUCAUUACCAUGACAAAAAGUUUUCAUGCUUAUUACUAUAAUAUAAUAAUAUUGUUCUACAAGUUGUGACAUUACUAUAUAUAAGUAUUCAAUUUUCAGUAUUUUAGUACUUUUAGAAUUUGUACUAGGCAUUUAGCGUUUUCUACUAUUUGAACUUUUUAUAUGUUUUCGGUUUGUCAAGUUGUAGACUAUAGUUCAAUAAAUUACAAUUUUAAAUUUAUUAUAUUAUAUUAAACUAAUUAGUUUUUGUAAUUUUAACUUGAAACAUUUUAACAGUAUUAUAAUUCAAGAUGAGUGGUGGAUCUUUGGAUGUAUCAAAAGCAGGAAAUGCUUUGUGGCUUGUUAAAGUACCUAAAUAUGUUGCAGAUAAAUGGGACAAUGCCCCGGGUAGCUUAGAUGUAGGUAAAAUCAAGGUAACAAAUACUAUACCAGGAAAAAGACCAGAUAUUUCGCUUCAUCUGUCCGAAGCUGUUUUGUGCUUGGAUGGUGAAAAAAACAACGAACCAAUACCUAAAUCAUUCAAAUUAGAUGUGUCACACUUUACUAGCCAAACAAUGGUUGCAUUAUCUGAACAUAGAAUGUCUUAUAAUCCUGAUGCAGUUGUUCAAGAAACAGAUAGGUUAGCUAUUCUAGGAAAAAUAAGUCAGAAACUAGAAUGUCGGCCAAUUGGAGAUAAGGUUUAUAUGGAUUUAAAAAAAGAAGCCAUACGGAAAGCACAUAUUCCAACCAGACAAGUUCAAAAGUUAGACAAAGUUGUGCAAAAUUUCAAGCCGAUAUCAGAUCACAAACAUAAUAUUGAAUAUAAUGAAAAGAAGAAGUCUGAAGGCAAAAAGGCACGCGAUGAUAAAGAUGCUGUCAUGGCUAUGUUGUUUAAGGCAUUUGAGAAACAUCAAUACUACAACAUCAAAGAUUUGGUUACACUAACUAAACAGCCUGUAGUAUAUUUAAAAGAAAUCCUAAAAGAAGUUUGUAAUUAUAAUCUGAAACAUCCUCAUAAGAAUAUGUGGGAGUUAAAACCUGAGUAUAGACAUUACAAAGAACAGGAAGAUAAUGAGACAAAUUAGUAAUAAUUGUAAUUUAUAUUAAACAUAACUAUAAAUAUUAUACCUACAUAUUUUGAAUCUUGUGAGUUUUAUGAAUUAUGAUAGAUUUAAAAUUAUUUUGUUAUCUAUUUGUUAUUGAUUAUAUCGCAGUUGUAAAAUCAAUUAGCUUUUACUUAAACAUUAAUACAAAUGUAUAUCAAAUAUGCUAAUGUCAAUUGAUAAUAAUUUAUUAGGUAAAUCCUAAAAUACUAGAUAAAUCAAUGUGUAAAUAUUGAAUAAAGAUACAGUGGUAUAACUUGUA
Metopolophium dirhodum (rose-grain aphid) is the source of this 1576-nucleotide messenger RNA. RefSeq names its product general transcription factor IIF subunit 2 (gene TfIIFbeta). The record is from RefSeq and is a predicted model, not a curated record. The transcript is spliced from 3 exons. Gene Ontology annotation, cellular component: transcription factor TFIIF complex. Gene Ontology annotation, biological process: transcription by RNA polymerase II; transcription initiation at RNA polymerase II promoter. The coding region runs from base 523 to 1296 and encodes 257 amino acids. Lineage: Eukaryota; Metazoa; Arthropoda; Insecta; Hemiptera; Aphididae.